This is a messenger RNA of Aricia agestis (brown argus), 671 nucleotides long. RefSeq names its product calexcitin-2-like. The transcript has a single exon. The record is from RefSeq and is a predicted model, not a curated record. Gene Ontology annotation, molecular function: calcium ion binding. Bases 14 to 556 code for a protein of 180 amino acids. NCBI's taxonomy places the organism in Eukaryota, Metazoa, Arthropoda, Insecta, Lepidoptera, Lycaenidae.
AGACAGUGGAACCAUGAUAUCAGAAUUCCGGAAAACAAAAAUACUCUACAUUUUCUACACAUUCUUCGACAUCGACUCGAGCGGCGAAAUAUGCAAGACAGAUUUCGAUGUAACUUUAGAUAAUAUAGCAAAAUCAAGACAGUGGAGUCCAAACGAUGACAAAUAUAAGGAAGCACAAGCAGCUCUUUAUAGAAUUUGGGAGUCGAUUCAAGAAGCAGCUGACGACAAUAAGGAUGGAAAAGUUACAAUACAAGAAUGGUUGGCGAUGUGGGAGAGGUUUGUCGAGAAGCCUUUUGAAUGGCAGGAUCUGUAUUGUAAGUUCAUUUUCGACCUCCAAGACACGAGUCGAGAUGGAUCCAUAGAUUUAGAAGAAUUCACAUCUGUGUUCACUUCUUUCGGACUUCUAGAAGAAGACUCGAAGGCAGCGUUUAAGAAAAUGGCACAAGGAAAGUCUAAUGUUACUUGGGAUGAGUUUAAGACGCUAUGGACUCAGUAUUUUACGUCGGAAAAUCCGAGUGACCCUGGCAAUUUUAUUUUUGGUGCAGCUACUUAUUGAUUUUGAUGGGUGUUUCUGUAUGAGUGUUAAUUGAAUAAAUGGUUUAAUCUGGUUAUUAAUGGGUCUACUAAAAUAGUGUAAGACUACUUAAUCAGGUUGAAAUAUCUAAGAUUAA